Messenger RNA from Cynoglossus semilaevis (tongue sole), 2641 nucleotides. RefSeq names its product carbonic anhydrase 4-like. The coding region runs from base 25 to 960 and encodes 311 amino acids. Lineage: Eukaryota; Metazoa; Chordata; Actinopteri; Pleuronectiformes; Cynoglossidae. The transcript has 8 exons. Gene Ontology annotation, molecular function: carbonate dehydratase activity; zinc ion binding. The record is from RefSeq and is a predicted model, not a curated record. Gene Ontology annotation, cellular component: plasma membrane.
GGGAAAAAAGGCUUGUUACUAAAGAUGAAGAUUCUUUUAAGUACUGCUUUAGUGGCGUGCACCCUUAUAUCGUGCAUCUACUGUGCAGACGUUACAAUUGUUUGGUGUUAUCACCUGCCAAGUUGCAAUGAAACAAAAUGGCCAGAACUUGCUCCAAAGUACUGUAAUGGAAGUAGACAGUCACCCAUCAACAUCAAAACGUCAGCCGCCAAAGCUGAUUCUACCCUGACUGAAUUCACCUUCACUAAAUAUAACGACAAAUCCCUAUUGAAAGAGAUUGUAAACACUGGCAAAACAAUCCAGGUUUACUUCAACAGUGGUGCGAAGAUUUCAGGAGGUGGUCUACCUGAGGAGUAUGAAAGCCUUCAGUUCCAUUUGCACUGGGGAAAUGGUUCCUCUGUCCCUGGCUCUGAGCACACUGUUGAUGGAAAGCGUUACCCCAUGGAGCUGCAUAUUGUAAACAAAAAGUCAUCAUUAAACCUAACUGAAGCUCUGAAAGAUCCCAAAGGACUUGCUGCUCUUGGUUUCUUUAUCGAGAAAAAAUCAGGUGAUGCAACUGAUGAACCUGCAAGCUGGAAUACUUUAACCUCGUACUUGAAAAACAUCUCAAACAAAGAUGACAAAAUCAACAUGGCGUCUGGAAUUUCUCUGGAUGAUCUUCUGACAGGUGUGGAUCGCACAAAGUACUAUCGCUACCUGGGUUCCCUGACUACGCCCGCUUGCAAUGAGGCUGUGGUUUGGACCGUGUUCAAGGAGUCCAUCAAAGUCAGCAAAGAAUUAAUUGACCUUUUCAGCACUAUGGUACAUGUCAAUGGCAGUUCAUCACCUUUGAUGACAAAUGUCUACAGAAGUAUCCAGGUGGACCAACCUGUCACGACACAGAGCAGUAGCAGUUCCGUCCCUUCAGCAUCCAUCGCUCUGGUUAUAAUGGCUCUCAGCCUUGUGGUGGGAAAGAUUUGAUCAUUUAAAACAUCUUACCUUUCCGAAUAUGAUUGUGUGAACCAUCUGUCUGAACUUUGCAGGAACCUUAGGUUGUUGGACACAUCACUAAAAUAAUUUUGUUGACUCCAUUUAAGUGCUAUGAGUUGCUAACGUCUGCAAAUAUUCAUUAGGGCUUAAUGGGAAGAGGUAUUUUCGCAAAUUGCACGGCCACACCCACACACAAAAAAAAUUGGCUGCCAUAUCACUUAAAUGCAUGUUUUCAGCCUGUGGAUGGAAAUCGGGAAAGAUGGAAAAGAUUACGCCCAUAUAAUGCAAGAUUACCGCAAUACUAUUAUUCGCAUGCAAUUCUAACAUCUAAAAGUAUGUAUUUGAUACAUUUUCAAGGUGACCCAGUAAUUAUAAGGGACACUAUGAAAAGAUGGGUAGAUCAUCCGUCUGAGCCCCGGUAGUAAGGGUAUACAUGUUGAACCUAUGUGCGUGUCCACUGUUGCCUAGUUGUUUUGUUCUUUAAGAGCUGAUUAUCAACUAGAUCUCCCUACAAAAAGAUUAAGUACUUCAGCCCACUACUCAUAUUUAUCUGGUGUUAAAUUACUGGAGUUAUAUCAAGUGUGGACAAACUUUUUGACCCGCGGCCACAAUUGUCCUAAAAUUGAACACAAGGCCCGGUCAGGAGCAGAUAGAUAGAGAGUUUGUGCGAACUAAGACAAACGACAUGUUAAAGUCAUGCAUAAAGGCUAUAAUGCUUUCAUCAUUAGGGAAAUGUGGGCAUUCCAGGGAAAAGGCAGACGUAUAAUGAUAAUAAAGAUUAAUUAUAUAAUUUGGAAUGUGAAAAGCUGAACGAGCUGCAUCCGGCCUCCAGACCUUAGUUUGCCCAUGCCUGGGUUAAAUGCAGGUCACGUCAAAACAACCCAUUUAUUUUAUUGUAGUAGUAGACUCCACGUCUCAAAGCUUCAUUGGAACUUCCCUUAUGUAGGUAAUUGCCAACUAGUAGGUAAUCGCCAACUUGCUCCUAGAUAAUCUUUGGUCACCGUCAUUGGUUUUAUUUUAUCCUACAGGAGUGGAUGACACAUUCAUACUUCAACACAUAUAUAAUAAUUGGCAGUGUGUAACGUACUUAACAAUUUUAAAGGCACAGUUGCUGGGAUUUGCUAACAUCAGUGUUGAUAUUACAUUCAGUACUUCUGUUAAUGUGACAUGAUAAAACACAAUAAUAGCAUGCUGCAUGAAAUAUCUGUACUCACAAUGUUAAAGAAAUUAUAUAUUUUUUUACUGUACUGUGAUAAAUUAGGGGUAGAUAUAUAUAUUUAGGAGCCAAUGGAUUUAAGGUUUUGUCUAACAUAAAAGUAAGUUAAAUGUUCUAUGACAUAAUUCUGUGUCAGAAAUAUACAUUUAAACACAUAGAAAAUAAAUUAUGUUUUCAAAAUAUGUACAAAAAAAUCAUAGAGCAUAAUCUGAAAUAAAGUAAAGUUUAUUGAAAAAACAAAAACAUAUUUUGCUAAAUGCAUUUUUAAAUAUAUUUGAGUGUACCAACACCACGCCAUAAGGGUGUUUUUUUGUUCAUUGGUGGUAGUAUUUUAAUGGGGUGGUUUCUUUUGAAAGGAAGGAACAUUAUUGAUGCUGAUGUUUUCCGAUGGAGGUUCCGUAGGUUGCGACACGAUGUAUAGCUUCACACGGUCAAUAAAUGUUCUGGUGUUCAUGA